This is a messenger RNA of Pyricularia grisea, 171 nucleotides long. RefSeq lists its product as uncharacterized. Bases 1 to 171 code for a protein of 56 amino acids. The transcript has a single exon. The record is from RefSeq and is a predicted model, not a curated record. Lineage: Eukaryota; Fungi; Ascomycota; Sordariomycetes; Magnaporthales; Pyriculariaceae.
AUGUGUGGCCUCUUGGCAGUUGGCCCGCGAUUUCCCCCGUGGGACAGAAGCGAGUGUAAUGAGGGGAAAACACUUGGCUGGGAGGGGAAGAUGCAGCACUAUCAUACGUUUGGGAAAACUUCACCGUGUCAAUUCAACGAGUCAACUAACAUGUCUGGUUCCCGCGGGUAA